GACCCAGCUCAGUCUCUCGUCAACCCGCGACCGCAGCGAGUGCUUCUAGACGCCGCCGCGCUACUGCGUUACAUGUGAUACCAGUGAUCCCGUGUACCAUGGUGACAGUGUUUUAUUCGACAAAAAUAAACAAGUGACAAUUUUUCUAAGCGAAUAUCGCCGAUUACGUUACACACCAGACAUCGAGAUGUCGGUGAUGCAGAAGAGGCAGCACUGCUAUUUGUGCGAUCUUCCCCGGAUGCCAUGGGCGAUGCUGCACGAAUUUUCGGAGCCAGUGUGCCGUGGAUGUGUCAAUUACGAGGGUGCGGAUAGGAUAGAGGUGGUUCUCGAUACGGCGAGGCAGCUGAAGCGCGCUCACGGUUUCCAGGAAGGCCGUGGACCUACACAUGCGAAAGGCGCUCACCGUGCACCUUUGGAAGCGCAUCAGAAUGGUGCAGAAUCAUCAGCGAGGGGUCAGCCGGCUCCACCGGCGCAUCAUGCUCCCACAGCUGGAUUUACGCUGCAUCAUUCGCGACCAGCUACAAACGCUGGGCUGUUAGCGGAGUACGGAAGUCGGCGGGAAGAACAUGAGAGCCGGCGACUCGCCCACUUGCCUCUGGCGCACUUGCCGACGCACGGUGGUGCUCGCCUCGCUCCUGGUCUCACGCUCAAAAGGCCCCUGGACGAUGAUGAUCACCAGAAUCAUCAUGAACCAGCAAAAAGGCUUUUGGAAGAGCACUCCCGCCCACCCCUAACCCGUGGCGAAUCUUUGCCCGCAGUUUCCCUGGCUGCUCCUUUUGCGCCUGAUCGUGUUUUCAAACAAGAAAAGCACCCACUGCGUACACCAUCAUUUGAUGCAGCUUUUAAAACUAACGGUUAUGGAAAUAGUGCUCCACUAACGAAUGGUUCGGCUGGAUCUCCUUUGGGUCGCACAGCAGGAUCUCCCCCAGUGACAGGGGCUGGAGCAGGGCCGUCCCCUAUGGCCGCUCUGAUGUCAGUGACCGACACAUUACCCCCCGGAUCUCCGAGAUCCGCUGGAGGAUCACCCCCACAGCCGCCACCACAGCGAUCAGCUAGUCGCUCUAGCCAGCACUCGCCCAAUUCUUCAGGGUCGAACGGCGGGCGGCGGUCGUCGGGCUCGCGACACGUGUCAUCAACGACGUCAGUUUCUUCCACGGAGGCUGGUGAAGGCACCGAAGCGGCUGCCCCUGCGCCAGCUCCUCUGCUGAAAUGCACCCUGUGCCAAGAACGCCUGGAGGACACACACUUCGUGCAGUGCCCGAGUCAACCACAUCACAAAUUCUGCUUCCCGUGCUCCCGGGAUUCAAUCAAGAGACAGCAAGGAUCUGAGGUUUACUGUCCAAGUGGCGAGAAAUGCCCGUUGGCGAACUCGACCGUGCCCUGGGCAUUCAUGCAGGGCGAGAUCGCCACGAUCCUAGGAGAGGAGUUCAAACCGAAGAAAGAGCGGGAGACCUAGGGCAGCGUGCCGCCGCGUAGACUUUAUCUCUUGUCCCUCUCACUGUGAACUGACCAGGGGAGGAGUGUCGGGCGGCCGCUUGGCGCCGACAAGCGCAUCGCGCACUUUGCUCGCGGCCCGGGGCUGGGCCCGCCGCGUCGGAACACUUGUAUAUACAUUGUAAAUAACGUUACGUUAGUUGGCACCGCCCGGUGUCUCGGAAUGGCUCUCCGCGACCCCAGCGGCCGGAGGACGAUGGACCGUAUUCAGCGUAAUGGAUCCGCAAGCAUAGAACCAUCUCACAAAUCGGAUGUUUUCGUGUUUUAAUCUGUGAGUUAUGCAAUAUUCUGAAUAUAGUACAUAUCCGUUUUCGAAUCAUUUUACGAUUAUUGUCUCGUUGUAAAAAGUCGAUUUAACAAUAGUUUUUUGAUCUGAAGUGCUUCUCGUCGACAGAAGUAGGUCUGGCAUUUUUUUAUCGAGAACUCUUCGGAUGCCAUUUUCUUAGUUACCUUUAGGUCCUGAACCAUAGUGAACUUGGCAUUUAUUUAUGUGAUUUUAUAUACUGUACGAGUAUUAUACUAUAUAAUAAUGAUCAUGACAUUUUAUGUAGUUGAUUACUGACUGUAAAAAUGUAGUUAAAAAUAUUGGAAGCGCAUCGCUCUUUGUACAGAUAUUAGAACUUAUACUUAAAAUAUUAUAUCUAUUAAUUGCAUACGGCGCAUAAAUAAUUUUCUUAUUUUCUUGUAUUGGAAGCGUAUUUUUUCCGAGUGGCUCGAGUUCCGUUAAUGUAUUGGACGACAUUCGGCCUGGACACGAUUCAAGUUUCGUUAGUCGCAUACAAGUAGAAAUUGUUUUCGAAUUGGAAGUCAAAUCGAAAUUGGAUUGUAAACUCGUUUCGCUCCGCAGAGCACUAAGUGUUGGGUUGAUUAUUUUGUAAGGUUAAGUGUGGUUUGGUCGGCUGCAGUAUUAGCGAGACGUGCGCACGUCGGGGCGCGCCUAGUCAUUUUGUGAAAUGUCAAUCUGAUCCGCGAACGCGCGGCCGUUAUAGGAACUCUUAAAACUCGCUGCUAUAUUUGUAUAAAGUGAAGUAAUUAUCAUUAUAUUAUUAUCAUUGUAUGUCAUAAUGUUAUUACAGUUAGUGUGUCAAUUUCGAAGGCUAUCAGAUGGCGGCCGGUUGGCUUUUUUGUUUCGCUUGGCCUCGUAGGAAGGGAAUUGUUUCGAUAUCUGUUGGACAGAUAGCUCGUAUUAAUAAAUCGGUUUAGCGUUUUCUAUCUUUGUAUGAGUACAAGUCGUCUUCUAGUUUCUGAUGUUUAGUAUCGUUUGGUCGAUUUAUUAAUGCGUUGGUUACAUCGUUGUCGUGUAUGUAGGGCAGUCAUCAGUGUGCCGGCGUACAGUCCGCGCACAGGGAACAGCGCGGUUAUCUAGUGUCAUAUCCGUCAGACGCGACAUGACCUUAUCUUACUGUUUAGCACGUUCAAUUUAAUUGACAUGUCCAUUAUUUAUUUUAGAUUCGUGUACAUAUAUUAUUAUUAUCUACGGUACUUUGUAUAUAAUUAAACUUGUAAAUAAUAAUGAUUUAAUGGGUUCUAGCCGCUAGAUUAUUCAAGGCUAUCCAGUCAGUAUUACUAAGUACUGUGAGUCUUGUAGUUAUUUAUAAAUCACAUAACUUGCAAUCGAUUUUGUUUUACUCGACGUGAAUAUUUCUAUAACUGCUGUAUUUAUGGUGAUAUCGAAAUUAUAUACGUUUAUUUAUUGAAACGCCGAGAUGGCGGGUUUUAUUGCUUUUCUGUUUGUAUAACUGUCUAACAAAAAUGUUGUUAAUUUAUAUUUAACGUUUUCUGAUAGAUUCGAAAUUGAUGUAUCGUUUUUUACACUACCCAAUGUUUGGGGUCUGUCUGUUUACAUUAAAUAUUCAAGGUGUUUACGCAUAUUUGUUGCAAUUAACUUUUAGUAAUACGUUUGUAUAAUAAUUGCGACAAAUGUGCGUGAAGCGUAUUAUAGACGGGGUCUGAGCACAAAGAGUGCAAAAUUUUCUUUUUCUUUUAUACUUUUAAUGUAUGCAUAUAUGAAUUGUCUAAAUUAUUUUUAUUGUUUUGGUUUUCGCUCGCUUUAUUACGGAUUAUUUGAGCUAAACAUGAAUGCGUACAUUGAAUGUAUUCAAGUUUUAGUCCGCCUCUAUCGAUAGGCUCGUAAUAAGGUUCUCGAUAAUCGAGUUAUAUGUUUCUUACUGCAAGCAAGUGAAAUGCUUCGAUUAAGACGUUAUUGUAAAUGUUGGUGAAAUACAAUUGAUGUGAUUUUAUAA
Molecule: messenger RNA, 3737 nt
Organism: Colias croceus (clouded yellow)
Lineage: Eukaryota; Metazoa; Arthropoda; Insecta; Lepidoptera; Pieridae
Gene: Pits
Product: interferon regulatory factor 2-binding protein 1
Exons: 4
Coding region: 188-1456 (422 amino acids)
Biological process (GO): regulation of transcription by RNA polymerase II
Cellular component (GO): nucleus
Molecular function (GO): transcription corepressor activity
Source: RefSeq, a predicted model, not a curated record